Hemibagrus wyckioides is the source of this 3913-nucleotide messenger RNA. It is a transcript of the gene susd1, whose product is annotated as sushi domain containing 1. The record is from RefSeq and is a predicted model, not a curated record. Gene Ontology annotation, molecular function: calcium ion binding. The transcript is spliced from 25 exons. The coding region runs from base 210 to 3800 and encodes 1196 amino acids. Gene Ontology annotation, cellular component: membrane. Lineage: Eukaryota; Metazoa; Chordata; Actinopteri; Siluriformes; Bagridae.
CACACACACACACACACUACACUGCCUCCACCUGCACAGAAGAUCUGGGUGUGAUCUGUUUGGUGUGCUCAGUUCUCCUUUGCGAAGCCGGAUGGGAGUGUGUCUGCAGAAUUGCGAGAGUCUCCUAUGCCGCAAGAGCCUUCUGUCCUUCACUUCAGGAUGAGGAGAGGGAGAAUAGGAUGAAGAAGAGAGAGUGAAGAGGAGCGGCUAUGAAGGGAACAGCACUCAUCCUGCUUACAGUCACCGUCACCAUCAUCACAGUCUGUGCAGAUGUUGUAGUAGGGGUAGAUGUUUGUGCCUCCUGCCACCAGAAUGCCACGUGUGAUGAUAAGACUGACGGCUCAGGGAAAGUGUGUAACUGCAUGUACGGCUUCGUGGGAAACGGCAGGACUUACUGUCAAGAUAAAGAUGAGUGUCAGCUGGGGAGGAUCUGCGGAGACCACAGCAGGUGUCACAACACGCAUGGCAGCUAUUUCUGCACGUGUGUGUCGGGGUACAGCCCCACCAACACCCUGGACAUCUUCAUCCCUAACGAUGGCACCUACUGCCAUGAUGUGGAUGAGUGCUUAGUGGACAGUGUUUGUGGUGAGGGUGGUGUGUGUAUGAAUACAGACGGUGACUUCUCCUGUACCUGCAGAACCGGAUACACGGUCCAGCAUGGAUCAGAACCCUUCCAUCCGCACAUACACCCCGCCUACUGCCAGAUGGUAGAUUGCGGUUCCCCUCCCUCUGUCCCUCACGCAGUUCUGGUUCCUCCGUUCCUCACUGGUUAUGGCAGCGUGGUGCAGUUCACCUGCGCAGAUGGUUUCACCCAGACACGAGGAAACGUCACCUCCACGUGUGGACCUGAUGGACAGUGGAGUUUUCCCAGCAUGCACUGCGAAGAGGUAGAGUGUGGCCUUCCCCCAUCAUUCCCUCAUGCAGUGAUGCUGUGGAAUGGAGUGAGGAAAGUGGGUGCAGAAGUGCGUUAUCAGUGUGUGGAGGGUUUUUAUAGCAGCGGACACCAGGACGUGUGUGUGUGUACGAGCAGAGGAUCAUGGAGCUUCCUGUACUUCCUCUGUCAGGAGAUCCGUUGUGGAGCUCCACCUCCUCUCCUCCAUGCUGUAGUGUUGUGGAAUGGCAGCAGUAAUUUAGGCUCUAAAGCUCAGUAUGAGUGUGACGCAGGAUAUCGCAGUGUGGGAACAGGAAGUGUGUCGGAGUGCGACUCUCACGGGCGCUGGACACACGCUCGCAUCACAUGCACAGAGAUCCUCUGCCCUGACCCCCCCGUCCUGCCCCACACUGACCGGCUGUGGGAUGGCAGUGUGCGUGUUAACAGCUCUGUACUUUAUUACUGUAAGGAGGGAUUUUACGCUGCACUGGGAGAGAAUAAAUCUGUGUGCAGUCAGAACAGUUCAUGGAGCAGAGCUACUCUGUUAUGUCGAGAGAUCCUCUGCCCUGACCCCCCCGUCCUGCCCCACACUGACCGGCUGUGGGAUGGCAGUGUGCGUGUUAACAGCUCUGUACUUUAUUACUGUAAGGAGGGAUUUUACGCUGCACUGGGAGAGAAUAAAUCUGUGUGCAGUCAGAACAGUUCAUGGAGCAGAGCUACUCUGUUAUGUCGAGAGAUCCUCUGCCCUGACCCCCCCGUCCUGCCCCACACUGACCGGCUGUGGGAUGGCAGUGUGUGUGUUAACAGCUCUGUACUUUAUUACUGUAAGGAGGGAUUUUACGCUGCACUGGGAGAGAAUAAAUCUGUGUGCAGUCAGAACGGUUCAUGGAGCAGAGCUACUCUGUUAUGUCGAGAGGUAGAGUGUGGCCUUCCCCCAUCAUUCCCUCAUGCAGUGAUGCUGUGGAAUGGAGUGAGGAAAGUGGGUGCAGAAGUGCGUUAUCAGUGUGUGGAGGGUUUUUAUAGCAGCGGACACCAGGACGUGUGUGUGUGUACGAGCAGAGGAUCAUGGAGCUUCCUGUACUUCCUCUGUCAGGAGAUCCGUUGUGGAGCUCCACCUCCUCUCCUCCAUGCUGUAGUGUUGUGGAAUGGCAGCAGUAAUUUAGGCUCUAAAGCUCAGUAUGAGUGUGACGCAGGAUAUCGCAGUGUGGGAACAGGAAGUGUGUCGGAGUGCGACUCUCACGGGCGCUGGACACACGCUCGUAUCACAUGCACAGAGAUCCUCUGCCCUGACCCCCCCGUCCUGCCCCACACUGACCGGCUGUGGGAUGGCAGCGUGCGUGUUAACAGCUCUGUACUUUAUUACUGUAAGGAGGGAUUUUACGCUGCACUGGGAGAGAAUAAAUCUGUGUGCAGUCAGAACAGUUCAUGGAGCAGAGCUACUCUGUUAUGUCGAGAGAUCCUCUGCCCUGACCCCCCCGUCCUGCCCCACACUGACCGGCUGUGGGAUGGCAGUGUGCGUGUUAACAGCUCUGUACUUUAUUACUGUAAGGAGGGAUUUUACGCUGCACUGGGAGAGAAUAAAUCUGUGUGCAGUCAGAACAGUUCAUGGAGCAGAGCUACUCUGUUAUGUCGAGAGGUAGAGUGUGGCCUUCCCCCAUCAUUCCCUCAUGCAGUGAUGCUGUGGAAUGGAGUGAGGAAAGUGGGUGCAGAAGUGCGUUAUCAGUGUGUGGAGGGUUUUUAUAGCAGCGGACACCAGGACGUGUGUGUGUGUACGAGCAGAGGAUCAUGGAGCUUCCUGUACUUCCUCUGUCAGGAGGUAAACUGCAGCGAGCCCCGCCCACUCCCUCACACUCUGCUCAUGUGGAAUGGCAGCUCUGCUUUCGGCUCUGUGGCGCGGUACGAGUGCGAGGCCGGAUAUCGGAGUGUUGGUGCAGAGAGUGUGUCUGUGUGCGGCUCUGACAACCGGUGGAGUGAUGUACACAUGCACUGUGAAGUUUCCUGUAGUCCGAUCCCAACGCCGCAGAAUGCCGAGGUUCUCUGGGAAAACGGCACCGUCGCCGUCCAUCACUGUGUUAAAGGCUACUACAGACAUACAGGAAGUGACAUAUCAGUGUGCGACACCACAGGAAGAUGGAGGAUGGCAACGAUGCGCUGCAGAGAGCUGAAGUUCAGUGUGCAGAGUUUGUCUGUGUUUAAUGAGAAAUGUCUGCGCUGGAGGACGGCUGCAGAAUCGCAAGGCUACAAACAACAAUACGCAGUGGUGUAUGUUGGUGUGAGAGAUUUUGAUCCCUCAUUCAGUGAUCGAUGGAGGAAAGUGUUCGGCUUGUCUGCGUUAUAUCCCACUGUGUGCUUGAACCUGCAGCCCAUCACCAACUACACCAUCACUGUGACUGCACUGGAGACCGGAGACACGGCUACUGUUACUGCGAACACCACCAUACCUGCUCCGCCCACUCCUGAGGUUGCGUACAGUGAGGUUGAUUCUCACCGACCGACUCUACGAUUACGAAGAGCCACCAGUUCACUGGACCCAAUCUGUGUGUAUCAGGUGAUCGUGUUACCGGUGGAAGGUGUGUUGGUGUUCGAUUGUGGCUCGUCUCGGUCGUGUGGUGGAGAGUACGUCGCGGCUCAGCUGCGGCUCCGUGAGCUGGGCGUGGAGGUGAAGUUCACGCUGGGGAACCGAGAGCGCUACGGAACCUUCUACAACGCUCCGCUGGAGAACGGUCGAGAUUAUUACAUCAUCCUGCGCACCGUCUGCACCUGGGGGCCGGUGAGAAAGCAGUCCUGUGUUAUCUGGGCCAAAGCCAGAGGAUCCUACUACGCUACCAGGGUUUCUGCGUUGGUGACGUUCGGCUCCAUCGGCGCUCUGGGUUUCUUUACCGUGACCGUUUACUACUGCUGCUGGUUUUGGAAAGCACACAGAUUUUGACCAAAUAUGUGCUGUUUUUUGUGUGUAUGUUGUUUUUAAUCAUAUUUGUUCGUUUUGAAAAGUGUUUAUUAUGUUUGUAUUUCUUUCUAAUAAAACUGAUGUCUUAAAGAGAA